Messenger RNA from Sphaerodactylus townsendi, 1678 nucleotides. RefSeq names its product UbiA prenyltransferase domain containing 1 (gene UBIAD1). Gene Ontology annotation, molecular function: prenyltransferase activity. The coding region runs from base 362 to 1372 and encodes 336 amino acids. The record is from RefSeq and is a predicted model, not a curated record. NCBI's taxonomy places the organism in Eukaryota, Metazoa, Chordata, Lepidosauria, Squamata, Sphaerodactylidae. Gene Ontology annotation, cellular component: endoplasmic reticulum; Golgi membrane. The transcript is spliced from 3 exons. Gene Ontology annotation, biological process: vitamin K biosynthetic process; menaquinone biosynthetic process.
GUUUCCCGGGGAGGAUGGGGGCUCCCCUCGCAGGAUCCCUGCCCUUCCGCAGCCCCUGUUCCGGGGCCAGCCCCCUUCCAGGGGUUUCUUCCCUGGAGAGAGGCAGCGGGGUCUAGUGGUUAAGAGCAGGAGGACUCUGAUGUGGAGAACCGGGUUUGAGUCCCCACUCCUCCUCCACAUCAGUGGAGGAGUCUUAUCUGGAGGGCUGGGUUCAAUUUCCUGCUCCUGUACAUGAAGCCUGCUGGGUGACCUUGGGCUGGUCACAGUUCUCUCAGAACUCUCUCAGCCUCACAAGGUGUCUGUUGUGGGGAAAAGAGUUUGGCCACUUCUGACACCUGACCUUGCAUCAGACAGUUAAACCAUGGAAGUAGAAGAGGAGGUGGAAAAAAUCAAUAUUAUUACGGAAAACCUCCAAGACAGCGAGGCAGAAGAUCCGGGAGUGGGGCUGCUUGGGUCUGAGAAGGGCCCUUCGUCAACCUGGAAACACAAAUGCGCUUCCUACGUCCUGGCCCUCCGACCCUGGAGUUUCAGCGCCUCCUUGACGCCUGUGGCUGUUGGCAGUGCCCUAGCCUAUCGGUCCCAGGGCACACUAGAUCCUGGACUCCUGGUGGGCAGUGCAGUUACUGUCUUGGCUGUCCAUGGGGCUGGGAACCUUGUUAAUACCUACUAUGACUUCUCCAAAGGCAUUGACCACAAGAAGAGUGAUGACCGGACUCUGGUGGACCAGAUCUUGGAGCCUCAAGAUGUUGUCAGAUUUGGCGUCUUAUUGUACACCCUCGGCUGCAUCUCAGCAGCCUGCCUGUACUGCCUCUCCACCCUGAAGUUGGAGCAUCUGGCUCUCAUCUACUUUGGAGGGCUCUCUAGCUCUUUCCUUUAUACCGGAGGAAUUGGGUUUAAGUACGUGGCGCUGGGCGACGUGGUGAUCCUAAUCACCUUCGGGCCGCUGGCUGUGAUGUUUGCCUAUGCCAUCCAGGUGGGCUACCUGUCCAUCUCACCCCUCCUUUACGCCGUCCCGCUGGCCCUCAGCACCAUGGCCAUCCUGCACAGCAACAACACGCGGGACAUGGAGUCUGACCAGCAGGCGGGCAUUGUCACCCUGGCCAUCCUCAUCGGCCCCACCCUCUCCUACAUCCUCUACAACACCCUCCUCUUCCUGCCGUACCUGAUCUUCUGUGUCCUCGCCACCCGCUACACCAUCAGCAUGGCCCUGCCUCUGCUCACCAUGCCAAUGGCCUUCUCCCUGGAGAGGCAGUUCCGGAGCCAGAGCUUUUUCAAGAUCCCCCAAAGGACAGCCAAGCUCAACCUGCUCUUGGGACUUUUCUAUGUCUUCAGCAUCCUCUUGGCCCCGGCAGGCUCCCUCCCCAAGCUCUAGGGCGCUUCCGGGCCGGGGUCUGGAGCUGGACGGCAGUGAGAUGUGGCCAGGCGAGGGAGUCGUCUGUCAAGAGCUGCGUGAGGCCAAUCAACUCUGGCUCUUUCAAGGCUGAAGAACCAGAAGGGUUCCCGGGGGCAAUUGUGGGUUGGCCUUGACCACUGUGGGACGUUGCCACACCAGGGAUUGUGCCAAUCUGGUGUAUGCCUCCUUGAAAGGGUUACGAUAUGUUUAUAUAUAUAUAUUUUACAAAGACUGUGCUAUAAAACUUCACUCUCUUAAAUUAUAAAUAAAUAGAUAAUAACUUUG